UGGCAACCAUAUAUUUUUCCACUGGCAGCUGUUCAGUGACAGUUCUAUCAUUUGUGUUGUGUAACGUUGGUGAUUCUUAUCAAUAUUUUUUGAAAUGUCUGCUUCAGCUGCGCGUAAUUCUCAUGGCCUCCUGAAGCGUGCUUGGAACGAGAUUCCAGACAUUGUUGGCGGGUCAGUCUUAGCACUGAUAGGAUUGGGAAUGGCAGCGGUUGGCGUUGCUGGAUAUUAUGCCAGAGACGGUGAUAACCGGCGAUAUAAGAUGGGAUAUGUUGUAAUGCGUCCCGAUGAUCCACGUGCAGAAAAAGUUCGAAAAGAUUAAGUAUUUAGGUGUCCUACUUCGUAAUGAACUCUUAAGUUAAUACAAUUUUGAAGCCAGAUUUGUAAGCGAUCAACAAUAAAUGCAUAUUCUCCGUGUACUACCAUGUAAUUCAA
Bactrocera neohumeralis is the source of this 432-nucleotide messenger RNA. RefSeq lists its product as uncharacterized. The coding region runs from base 95 to 319 and encodes 74 amino acids. NCBI's taxonomy places the organism in Eukaryota, Metazoa, Arthropoda, Insecta, Diptera, Tephritidae. The record is from RefSeq and is a predicted model, not a curated record. The transcript is spliced from 2 exons.